AUGUCAUUCUUUGAGUCUUCCCAGAAUGUACGCCUUGAAGGCUCCUGCCUGAUUGCUGACGUCUGCCGUGCGGACGGCUCUUGGACCGAGAGUAUACUUGACCUCAACAACCACGUUGGCAACAAUGAAGGGAUUUUUGAAGUCGGAGGAAAUGGUGUCUUUGAGUCCGCUGACCAGGUGUCAUGGAGACUUGACGGCACAACCAUCAUCACGCUGCUGUACCGGUCAGAUGGAAGCUUCGGAGAGGAGCAGUUUCUCAACUUGAACGACUAUGUCUCCAACCAGGAUGGCGUUCUUGUCUUCAACCAAAAGAUGGAGGCCACAGCUCUUCGAUCAUGGGAGCUGGACAACAAUGUCCAGCUGGUUGACGCCAAACGGGAUGCUCUCUACAACUACGAUGCCGAUGUCCAAAGAGCCAUAGCCGACGCUCGCCCGUGGACCAAGGAUGCGAAUUACUUCAAGUAUGUGAGGAUCAGCGCCGUCGCCCUGGUCAAGAUGACGAUGCAUGCGCGGUCUGGAGGCUCGCUGGAAGUCAUGGGUCUGAUGCAAGGCUACAUCGAUGGGGAAACUUUUGUGGUGACGGAUGCUUUCCGACUGCCUGUCGAAGGCACCGAGACUCGAGUCAACGCACAGAACGAAGCGAACGAAUAUCUCAUCGAAUAUCUGGAUCUCAGCCGCGCACAGGGCAGGCAAGAGAAUGUCGUUGGGUGGUAUCACAGCCAUCCUGGAUACGGAUGCUGGCUCAGUGGCAUCGAUGUCGAGACGGAGGCACUGCAGCAGCAGUUCCAGGAUCCCUUCCUGGCUGUGGUCAUUGAUCCCGAUCGCACCAUCAGCGCCGGAAAGGUCGAGAUUGGAGCAUUCCGCACUUAUCCCGCCAACUAUAAACCAGAGGGCGCCAGUGGAUAUUCAUCAGACGGGUUCCAGGCAGUCCCCCUAGACAAGGCUGCCGAGUUUGGCGCUCACUCUAGCCGAUACUACAGCCUCGACGUUUCCCAUUUCAAGAGCACAUUGGACUCUCAUCUACUAGAGCUCCUGUGGCAUAAAUAUUGGGUGCAGACGCUGAGCCAGAGCCCUCUGCUGACGAAUCGCGACUUUGGCAGCAAGCAAAUGCUGGAUCUCAGCUCCAAAAUCAAGGAAGCAACCUCCAAUAUCAUGAGAUCCAGGGUAUCUCAGGCUGCAAUGGUGGGUGGGAAAAGCGCCGACAAGGCGGUGGAAAAGCUUGCUCAAGACUCAAACUUGGUUGCCACGAAAGAGUUGUCUGGAUUGAUGGCGGCGCAGAUCAAGGCAAAGGUGUUUAAUGACUUGGGGACUCCAUCAGCGGCACCAAAGACAACGGCAACCGGCGGAACAGCCAGUAGCUAG
Molecule: messenger RNA, 1362 nt
Organism: Trichoderma aggressivum f. europaeum
Lineage: Eukaryota; Fungi; Ascomycota; Sordariomycetes; Hypocreales; Hypocreaceae
Exons: 3
Coding region: 1-1362 (453 amino acids)
Biological process (GO): protein deneddylation
Cellular component (GO): cytoplasm; COP9 signalosome
Molecular function (GO): deNEDDylase activity; metallopeptidase activity; protein binding
Source: RefSeq, a predicted model, not a curated record